This is a messenger RNA of Anthostomella pinea, 327 nucleotides long. The record is from the annotation of a GenBank genome assembly. Lineage: Eukaryota; Fungi; Ascomycota; Sordariomycetes; Xylariales; Xylariaceae.
AUGUCCAGGCGGUUGAGCCAGUCUGCACGCUGGCACAACUCCUUGACGCGUUCGAAAGAACCUGAAUCCACCUGCCAGACCUCGACGAGUCCUUGUCUCCCGGAAGACACAUGGAUGUCGACCUUUGCGGCUUCCCCUUCUCAAAAUAUCGACAUCCCAAGAGAUGAGUACGCUGGUCUGGGAGGAGCGGAUGGCGAAGACUCGGGUGAUGGGGAUGAGGAGCUUGUCAAGGAGAUGAUAGAUGAUGCGGCUGGCAACGACAAUGAUGAGGGCAAGCUUGCUGGGCUCUUCGCGGAUUACUUGUCAUGCGUUCAGGCCUGCAAAUGA